AAGAUGUCGAGGUCGUUCUUAGUCGAUACGUUAAUCAGUGAGUCGAAAGACUGUAAGAAGACAGAAGUGACAUCCUUACACAACUUCGGUCUUAACCAAAUGGAUCCGCGCCCUAAGUUCCUACCUUAUCCAUAUCCGCUAAAUAAUUUACUUACUCUCGGCCUACAUCAACAGCGAGCUCCGGAUUUAUUCAGGCCGUUUCUGGAGCAUCUGAAUUUUCGAUACCCUCUUGUUCAUCAAUUACCGCGACAGCCAGACAUUUACGAAACACAUACACAAAGUGAACGAUCGUUCGAAGGUUAUGUGAAAACUGAAGAGGAACCCGUGAGUUAUGUGAAUAGAAGAAAGAAGUCAGUUUCUCCUUAUCUCCACCAUCCAUACAAGGCAACAGCGACGUCACCUUCGAAGAGCCAGGGCCAAAGGUCUCCAUCAUUAUCAAGUGAAAGUCGCAAUGGAACCCCAAGCCCUCCACUCGCUCAUCCCGAAGAACUGCUGCCUGGGUACUCUAAGGACUUGAAACGUGUGCCUUUAAAAGAAGAUUCGAGCAAACGUAUUCGAACUGCCUUCACAGGCACCCAGCUUCUUGAGUUGGAACGCGAGUUCUCAAUGAAUAUGUACCUGUCUAGACUUAGGAGAAUCGAAAUUGCAUCUAGAUUGAAAUUAUCCGAGAAACAAGUGAAGAUUUGGUUCCAGAACCGCCGAGUUAAGUUGAAGAAGGAAGAAAGUCCUCUAGCGAGUGACGGGAGAACUAAGAAAUGCUGCUGUGCAAAAUCUACCUGCUCUUCAAAGAACUCGAGCGAGAUGUGUGACAAUGAACAAAUUGAUGUUGUUAGUGAUAACGAUGCUAGUUUUGAGGCACAAAAUUUGUCAAGGUAUUCAUGAGAGACAUUUCUGAUAUUUUGGUAACGAUAGAUAUAGGUAAAAAC
Molecule: messenger RNA, 926 nt
Organism: Pieris napi
Lineage: Eukaryota; Metazoa; Arthropoda; Insecta; Lepidoptera; Pieridae
Product: homeobox protein ceh-13-like
Exons: 1
Coding region: 4-882 (292 amino acids)
Biological process (GO): regulation of transcription by RNA polymerase II
Cellular component (GO): nucleus
Molecular function (GO): RNA polymerase II cis-regulatory region sequence-specific DNA binding; DNA-binding transcription factor activity, RNA polymerase II-specific
Source: RefSeq, a predicted model, not a curated record